This is a messenger RNA of Zasmidium cellare ATCC 36951, 1833 nucleotides long. RefSeq lists its product as uncharacterized. Gene Ontology annotation, biological process: DNA-templated transcription; regulation of DNA-templated transcription. Gene Ontology annotation, molecular function: DNA-binding transcription factor activity, RNA polymerase II-specific; DNA binding; zinc ion binding. Lineage: Eukaryota; Fungi; Ascomycota; Dothideomycetes; Mycosphaerellales; Mycosphaerellaceae. Bases 1 to 1833 code for a protein of 610 amino acids. The transcript is spliced from 6 exons. The record is from RefSeq and is a predicted model, not a curated record.
AUGCAACCAGCUCGCAAGCGACAGCGAACCACUCAUGCUUGCGACUUCUGCCGAACUCGCAAGACGAGAUGUGACGGUAAUCAGCCAUGCGAAACUUGCACCACUCUCCAGCAGGAGUGUCUUUUUGGCUCUGAGCCCAACACCAAAGGGAAGAGCGACUUAAUCCUUGAGAGCGUGUUACGAGUAGAACAAGCCCUGCAAGAUCUCAACCAGAACAUAUCCAGGAACAGUACCCAAAACGAUCAUGGGGUACCACCGCCUAUCCCAAGCGCAGCGUCGCUGACCACGCCAGCCACGCACCCCGGCGACUCGGCCCAUGAAGGGAAUGAAGUCGAAAAUGCAGUCCUCGAUUCCAUGCACACUUCGACGACCGAGGCUGUACUCCAGUGGCCACACUUUGAUGAGUUUCCUUCGUUGAGAGACAAUUACGUCUCCAUCUUCCAGCUCGAGCACCAACGGACCCCUCUGGAGUUGGCCAACACAACGAUGCAGCCUUACAUCGGAGAUGAGGAAACGGAUGAUCUGAUGUUUGCAUUUGAACAGAACAUCAACUUCUGGUAUCCGACGAUGUCCCAAGAUCAACUGGAUGACGUUCGAAAAGCUAUGCACGGAGAUUCGAUCCAGGCAGAUUCGGUCGAUGGAUGCCUCACACUGCUGACCUUGGCCCUGGGAUGUGCAAGUCAGAUUGCUGCCGGUCUGGUCUCGAAGACUGAAAUGUCGACUGUGGAAAGUCGAAUAAGGAGCUCGCGGCGAAAGUUGGGAAAUAUGUUCUUCUCGAGUGCCUUGAAGAGGAUUUUCGCAGCGCAUAUGGAGGUCAGCCCCAAGGCUGCUCAGUGCCUCUUAUUCACAGCGUUGUACUUUGCGUCCCUCACGCGACCUCUUCAAGCUCGGGAGUACUUGACCGCUGCGUGCUCGAAGUGUCUUCUGCUCGUCUCAUACCUGCCCGAUGAUGAAGACCAAACGGGGCAAGAGCGAACCCGACGGGUCUUCUGGUCGUGUUAUAUUCUCGAAAGCGACUAUCUUGCUGAGCUCUCUGCAUGUCCGCCGUCAGGCAUCUCGAGGGUGGAAUCGUUGGUAUCUCUGCCGCAAACUUACAAUACACAUGCAUCUCAAGAUGAAGAAGAGCAAGCAUCGCUCUACUUCCUCGCCUGUAUUAGCAUGAGGAGGCUUCUUAACCGCGUCCACCAGCUGUUGUACGCCCAUGAUACGGGCGCAGCUCAAGAUAUGUCCCGUUUCCCAUAUGUCGUGGCUGAGCUGAACCAUCAGCUGGACGAAUGGCGCGACGUUCUUCCAGGAUACUUCUCGUUCACAGUCGACCUCGCGCCCGCAGCUAACGAGCGAGCUGCGUUCUUGAGACAGAGAUACCUUACCUGCCGCAGUGUCAUCUAUCGACCGUACCUAAUGUGGCUUCUUGGUCCAACGCCCAGCUCGGCAGUAAACGAGCAAGAUGUACUUGCUAACUGUAAAAUCUGCUUGGACUCUUGCGUGAUGCAUAUUCUAAAUCUGGGGAGCUUUGCACAUACUUUGCUCGUUGACUCGUGGAUCUGCUCGCUGUCUAUGGCCGGUGCAAUGCUGCUUCUGCUCGCUGCGCAUCGAGUUUCAGGACUACGGUCUCUGCUUGGCCCAGAACUGUACGGAACAGGAGAACAUCUUCAGAGCUUGCUGGGCAGCUGGGCCUUUCAACUGCACACUUCCACAUCACCAAGCGUCGUCCAGAGUAUUCGCAUAAUCCGGGAAGCAGAUAAGUUCAUCAAGACCGCCGAAUCGGAUGGCUGGCAAGAUCAGAUUUGGCAGAGUUCGCGGAACCGGUUUCAUGAUGCGGCUUCAUUGUGA